Anopheles marshallii is the source of this 1338-nucleotide messenger RNA. RefSeq names its product vertebrate ancient opsin-like. The record is from RefSeq and is a predicted model, not a curated record. The transcript is spliced from 5 exons. Gene Ontology annotation, cellular component: membrane; photoreceptor outer segment. Gene Ontology annotation, molecular function: G protein-coupled receptor activity. The coding region runs from base 1 to 1338 and encodes 445 amino acids. NCBI's taxonomy places the organism in Eukaryota, Metazoa, Arthropoda, Insecta, Diptera, Culicidae. Gene Ontology annotation, biological process: G protein-coupled receptor signaling pathway.
AUGUACGACGUCACCGAUGCUGCCUCCAUCAAUUCCGACCACCAGGAGCUGAUGGCACCGUGGGCCUACAAUGGUGCCGCCGUGACACUUUUCUUCAUAGGGUUCUUCGGAUUUUUUCUCAACAUCUUCGUUAUUGCCCUCAUGUACAAGGAUGUACAGCUAUGGACGCCAAUGAAUAUCAUUCUAUUCAAUCUAGUUUGUUCCGACUUUUCCGUAUCGAUCAUUGGAAAUCCGCUCACCCUAACGUCCGCCAUUUCCCACCGUUGGCUGUUCGGGAAAAGUGUUUGCGUGGCGUAUGGUUUUUUCAUGUCACUGCUAGGAAUCACUUCAAUCACAACCCUUACAGUGCUUUCGUACGAGAGAUUCUGUUUGAUCAGCCGCCCGUUCACCGCCCAGAACCGCUCGAAACAAGGAGCCUGCCUGGCCGUGCUGUUCAUAUGGAGCUAUUCAUUUGCCCUUACCUCACCGCCACUGUUUGGCUGGGGCGCCUACGUCAACGAGGCAGCAAACAUAAGCUGCUCGGUGAACUGGGAGUCUCAGACGGUGAAUGCAACGAGCUACAUCAUAUUUCUCUUCAUAUUUGGCCUGAUACUCCCACUAGCGGUUAUUAUUUAUAGCUACAUCAACAUCGUACUCGAAAUGCGCAAGAACUCCGCACGCGUGGGUCGUGUAAACCGUGCCGAACGACGCGUCACCUCCAUGGUGGCGGUGAUGAUCGUCGCGUUCAUGGUCGCGUGGACGCCGUACGCCAUUUUUGCACUGAUCGAACAGUUCGGACCGCCGGAACUGAUCGGCCCCGGACUGGCAGUGUUGCCAGCGCUCAUCGCCAAAUCGAGCAUCUGCUACAACCCGAUCAUCUACGUCGGCAUGAACACGCAGUUCCGGGCCGCCUUCUGGCGUAUACGGCGCUCGAACGGAGUAGCCGGCCAGCUGGAGAGCAACAACACCACCAGUCGGGAGAAGGACUCGCGCAGCACCGCGAAGGAUGUGCUGGAGUGCAGUUGGGACUUUUGCCAUUGGACGGUGCGCGGCACCAGGGUAAGCAUCUCGUCCGCCGAUCGGGACGCUCGAUCAGCUGAUGAACGAUCCAGGGAACGGUCGAGCGGAAAUAUUACAGGUUCGAAGGAGGGUGACCGACAUGUGGCACUCAAACUGAUGCACAGCAAUCCACGCUUCCCGUCUAGCGUCGAACCGGUGGCCGAAUAUAGUGCGUCGGGUGUAGUUCAUAGUGGCGAUAGUAGUGUCAAAUUCGUGCGACAGGACUCGGAAUUAUCUGUGAUCCAUGAUGGUAAGGUACUCGUUAUCAAAUCGUCAAUACCACCUUCGGAUAUGUUGUAA